UUAGAUUGUAACUCUGAGGCUUCCGUCGGUCAGACAUAUUGUCCCAGAGAAGCCGGGAGAGUCCCUGACAAACUGGGGGCAGCAUGGAUACCAUGGCGAGCCCUGGCAAGGACAACAGUCGCAUGAAGAGCUACAAGAACAAAGCUCUAAACCCUGAAGAGAUGCGAAGGCGAAGAGAAGAAGAGGGAAUUCAGCUCCGCAAGCAGAAACGUGAGCAGCAGCUCUUUAAGCGCAGAAAUGUUGAGUUGGCAGCAGAAGACAGUUCUGUGUUUGAUGGGCCCUUGAUGGACUCUUAUGUCAGUUCCACAACUGCUGUUGGGGAUGGCGUUAUCACACGUGAAAUGGUGGCGUUAUUGUUGUCUGAUGAUCCGGACGUCCAACUGGCUACAACACAGAAAUUUCGGAAGCUGCUCUCUAAAGAGCCAAACCCUCCAAUAGAUGAGGUGAUCAAUGCACCAGGAGUGGUGGAACGGUUUGUGGAAUUCCUGAAGAAGAGUGAUAACUACACAUUACAGUUUGAAGCUGCGUGGGCUCUCACCAACAUAGCGUCUGGUACUUCGCAGCAGACAAAGAUAGUGAUAGAAGCAGGGGCAGUGCCCAUUUUCAUCAUGCUGCUAAAUUCUGAAUAUGAGGACGUUCAGGAACAGGCUGUAUGGGCACUAGGAAACAUUGCAGGUGACAGCUCAGUUUGCAGAGACUAUGUACUAAGCUGUGACAUCCUCCCUCCUCUGCUGAAUCUUCUCACCAAAUCGACACGUCUCACCAUGACCAGGAAUGCAGUCUGGGCUUUGUCUAACCUGUGUCGAGGGAAGAACCCACCUCCAGACUUUGAAAAAGUGUGUCAGUGUCUUCCGGUGCUGUCGCGUCUCCUAUUCAGCAGCGACUCAGACCUGUUAGCAGAUGCAUGCUGGGCACUUUCUUAUCUGUCCGAUGGUCCUAACGAGAAGAUCCAAGCAGUCAUAGACUCUGGAGUCUGCCGCAGGCUUGUGGAACUCCUAAUGCACAAUGAUUACAAGGUAGCGUCACCUGCCCUAAGAGCUGUAGGAAAUAUUGUCACAGGAGACGAUAUCCAGACCCAGGUCAUCCUGAACUGUUCAGCUCUCCCCUGCCUCCUGCACCUCCUAAGCAGCCCAAAAGAAUCCAUCCGCAAAGAAGCCUGUUGGACUAUCUCAAAUAUCACAGCUGGAAACCGAGCUCAGAUACAGGCUGUUGCCGAUGCUAAUAUCUUUCCAGUCCUGAUUGAAAUUUUACAGAAAGCAGAAUUUCGCACUCGCAAGGAAGCUGCGUGGGCUAUCACAAAUGCCACAUCAGGGGGCACCCCAGAACAGAUCAGGUAUCUGGUAAAUCUAGGCUGCAUUAAACCUCUGUGUGACCUUCUUACCGUAAUGGACUCAAAAAUAGUGCAGGUGGCUCUGAAUGGACUAGAAAAUAUCUUACGACUCGGAGAUCAAGAAGCAAAACAGGGUGGCAAUGGCGUAAACCCAUACUGUGGGCUAAUUGAGGAAGCAUAUGGUCUGGACAAAAUAGAGUUUUUACAGAGCCAUGAGAAUCAGGAGAUUUACCAGAAAGCUUUUGAGCUGAUAGAACACUACUUUGGGGUGGAGGAGGAUGACCCCCAACUGGUCCCAUCUGUAGAUGAUUCUCAGCAGCAGUACAUCUUCCAGCAGACCGAAGCCCCCAUGGAGGGCUUUCAGCUGUGAGCCGAGGCACCAUCGGACAUCCAAAAUCCCCAUACCUCUACAUCUAAUGUGCCGUGUGGAGAAAAUGAGUUAAGGAAGCAACCGUGCAUUCUGGAGUUACAUGCUCCAUUGUUUGUAAGGACCGGUUUCCUCUACAAGCUCUUGGUUUGUUCAUGUGGAGAAAGCUGUGAUUCUGCCCAGUGUUGGAUAGCCUGGGUGUAUAUUCCAUGAGCUCAAACUUUGCUGCUUACUGGAAGGACCAUCUAGUCACACACUGACCUGCCGCUGAUAGUUCUAUGCUUUUAACGGUCCUUGUAACUUUUUUUUUUUUUGGCUAGGGGUGGGGGUGAUAAAAGAAAAUGUAAUUGGCAUCCGAAAGAUUACAAAGAAGUGCGCAGUGUGUCCUUUUUGUGUUAUGGGGUAA
Messenger RNA from Spea bombifrons (plains spadefoot toad), 2103 nucleotides. It is a transcript of the gene KPNA6, whose product is annotated as karyopherin subunit alpha 6. The record is from RefSeq and is a predicted model, not a curated record. Gene Ontology annotation, molecular function: protein binding; nuclear import signal receptor activity. The transcript has 14 exons. Bases 84 to 1700 code for a protein of 538 amino acids. Gene Ontology annotation, cellular component: cytoplasm; nucleoplasm; nucleus. Gene Ontology annotation, biological process: NLS-bearing protein import into nucleus. Lineage: Eukaryota; Metazoa; Chordata; Amphibia; Anura; Pelobatidae.